This is a messenger RNA of Paramecium octaurelia, 653 nucleotides long. Lineage: Eukaryota; Ciliophora; Oligohymenophorea; Peniculida; Parameciidae. The record is from the annotation of a GenBank genome assembly.
AUGGUUUUCUAGAAAAUGGAUGUANCCUUUCAGAACUUUGUCAAAUCGUAAAAUUUAAUUCAACAGCUUACCAUAAUCAUCGAACAUAUUUAAAAUAACAAAAUUAAAAAGGAUUACAAGGAAUUAGAAAAAUAAUUGUAGAAAUAUGAAUCCGAAGUCAGAGUGCAUAUAAGAGUAAAAUUUACUUAAAUAUCAUAUCAGGAAUCUUACCUCAUGAAUUAAAAGUACGAUGAAAUGAAAAAUUAAAUCAAAUAGUUAGAGUAAGACAGAGAUGAAUUAUUGCAGAAUACAAAAAAAACUCUGAAUGUACUAUUCAUUCGAUAUCUAGUUCUUAGAAACUAAAAAAAGAGAAUGAGGAACUAUAUUAAAAAGUAAAACUCUUGAAGGAAGAACUAAAUUUUUACAAACAAUUUGAAAUAUGUACUCAACAGUCAACCAAAAUUAGCAACACAAAAACUAUAGAAAAACAACACAAACUCAAGGACAAACGAUUUCAUACUAAUAUUACUCCUUAGAAAACUGUCAAUUCAUCUUUUGAUUAUUUAGUUAAUAAACGAUUAAGUUAGUAGAUCGUCCAAAGAAAGAAAAGUGUUUAAAAAUACAUGUCUAGCAAAAGAAAAUCUUGUGCAACUGAUUUAUCUAAAAGUAUGUGA